Molecule: messenger RNA, 741 nt
Organism: Nezara viridula (southern green stink bug)
Lineage: Eukaryota; Metazoa; Arthropoda; Insecta; Hemiptera; Pentatomidae
Source: the annotation of a GenBank genome assembly
CGAGCAGUUCGCCUUGAAGAGCUCUUGAAAGAUAAACUUAAGAGAGGCGGCAUUGUGAGACCAUUCAUUCAUUGUUGCGAAGUGUACUGUUCAAGAUGGCCACGUUCAGGUUGAUAGCUGCUUGCGAUGAGAACAUGGGAAUCGGCAAUAAGGGGGACCUACCAUGGAAGUUGGACAAGGAGUUCGAGUACUACCAGAGGAUUACGACAGAGACUAAGGACCCGAAGAAGCAGAACGCAGUAGUGAUGGGAAGGAAGUCUUGGGAAUCGGUCCCGCUCAAAGAUGGUCCACUGGCAGGCAGGCUCAAUGUGGUUAUAUCUACCACUAUCAAAGAUUCUGGAAAUCCGGACGUCCCAGUCUUCAAAUCUUUGGAAGAAGCGAUGGAAGCACUCACCACUAAGCCUUUGUCUGACAAGAUUGAAGAUGUUUGGAUAGUCGGAGGCGGCGCGUUAUAUAAGGAAGCUAUGGACUCACCUAUGUGCGAUGGUAUAUACCUGACCAGAAUCAACGCUAAGUAUGAAUGCGAUGCAUUCUAUCCAGAAAUACCAUCAGAUUAUGAAGAAGUUCAUGGCGUUGAAGGAGUACCGGAAGAACUUCAACACGAAAAUGGCGUCACCUACAGAUACACCGUUUUAAAACGACGAAAGUGAAGAUUUUUAAUUAAAUUAAGGAUAUUAUUAUAUAAUAUGCUUAUAAAUAAACGUAUGUACUUUCUUUUUUCCAAUGUAAGGAAUUAUUAUA